Messenger RNA from Peromyscus eremicus (cactus mouse), 3017 nucleotides. It is a transcript of the gene Stk10, whose product is annotated as serine/threonine kinase 10. Gene Ontology annotation, biological process: protein phosphorylation. NCBI's taxonomy places the organism in Eukaryota, Metazoa, Chordata, Mammalia, Rodentia, Cricetidae. Gene Ontology annotation, molecular function: ATP binding; protein serine/threonine kinase activity. Bases 93 to 3017 code for a protein of 974 amino acids. The record is from RefSeq and is a predicted model, not a curated record. The transcript has 19 exons.
CCGGCAGCGACCGGCUCACUUGGCCAGCGCUGCGCUGCGGGGAGGGCGGCUCUGCGAAGCCGCAAGUCCUCCCGCCGCGCUCCGGACCUAGCAUGGCUUUCGCCAAUUUCCGCCGCAUCUUGCGCUUGUCCAACUUCGAGAAGAGAAAGUCCCGGGAAUAUGAGCACGUCCGCCGGGACCUGGACCCCAACGACGUGUGGGAGAUUGUGGGCGAGCUGGGCGAUGGCGCCUUCGGCAAAGUCUACAAGGCCAAAAACAAGGAGACCGGUGCUUUGGCAGCAGCCAAAGUCAUCGAGACCAAGAGCGAGGAGGAGCUGGAGGACUACAUUGUGGAGAUUGAGAUCCUGGCCACCUGCGACCACCCGUACAUCGUGAAGCUCCUGGGGGCCUAUUACUAUGAUGGGAAGCUGUGGAUCAUGAUUGAGUUCUGCCCUGGGGGAGCUGUGGAUGCCAUCAUGCUGGAGCUAGACCGAGGCCUCACCGAGCCCCAGAUUCAGGUCGUAUGCCGCCAGAUGCUGGAGGCGCUCGACUUCCUGCAUGGCAAGAGGAUCAUCCACCGCGACCUGAAAGCCGGCAAUGUGCUUAUGACCCUUGAGGGGGACAUCAGGCUGGCUGACUUUGGUGUGUCUGCCAAGAAUCUGAAAACUCUGCAAAAGCGAGAUUCCUUCAUAGGAACGCCUUACUGGAUGGCCCCUGAGGUGGUGCUCUGUGAGACCAUGAAGGACGCCCCCUAUGACUACAAGGCUGACAUCUGGUCCUUGGGCAUCACGCUGAUCGAGAUGGCGCAGAUUGAGCCGCCACACCACGAGCUCAACCCCAUGCGGGUCCUGCUCAAGAUUGCCAAGUCAGACCCUCCCACACUGCUCACGCCCUCCAAGUGGUCCAUGGAGUUCCGAGACUUUCUGAAGAUAGCGUUGGAUAAGAACCCAGAGACCCGGCCCAGUGCUGCGCAGCUGCUGGAGCAUCCCUUUGUCAGCACCGUCACCAGCAACAAGGCUCUUCGGGAGCUGGUGGCUGAGGCAAAGGCCGAGGUGAUGGAGGAGAUCGAGGAUGCCAGGGAUGACAGCAAGGAUGACGGCAAGGAUGACGGAGAGGAGGAGGAUGCUGUGGAUGCCACCUUGCCCCUGGUCAACCACACUCAGGACUCGGCUGCUGCAACUGAGCCGAGCCUCGACUCGGACAAGCCUCCCCAGGACUCUUGUGCCACCCUGCCUCCCAGUCAGCCUCGGGAGCCUGUGAACGGGCCCUGUAGCCAGCCUUCAGAGGGUGGAUCCCUCCAGACCACCAGCCCUGCAGAUGUGGUCCCCAAGAGUGAUGAUGAUUUUAAGGUACCUGUUCCCCUCCGGAAGUCCCGACCAUUGUCCAUGGAUGCCGGAAUUCAGGUAGCCGAAGAGAAACAAGUCACUGGCCAGGCUGAGGACCCCAGUCCUGUGGCCAGCAAGUCCCAAAAGGCAGGCCACAGCCGCCCUAACAGCAGCGCCCUGGAGACCUUGGGUGGAGAGAAGCUGACCAACGGUGGCCUGGGACUCCCCAGCUCUGGAGCUCCAAGCCAUGUUAAGAGGGCUUCAGACUGCAGCAGCCUGUCUACCUCGGAGAGCAUGGACUACGGCACCUCUCUGUCUGCCGACCUGUCACUGAACAAAGAAACAGGCUCAUUGUCUCUCAAGGGCUCAAAACUGCACAACAAGACCCUGAAGCGGACCCGCAGGUUUGUGGUGGACGGUGUGGAGGUGAGUAUCACCACCUCCAAGAUCAUCAGUGAAGAUGAGAAGAAAGACGAGGAGAUGAGAUUUCUCAGGCGCCAGGAACUCCGAGAGCUUCGGCUGCUGCAGAAAGAAGAACAUCGGAACCAGACCCAGCUGAGCAACAAGCACGAGCUGCAGCUGGAGCAAAUGCACAAACGUUUUGAACAAGAAAUCAACGCCAAGAAGAAAUUCUAUGACGUGGAGCUAGAGAACCUGGAGCGGCAGCAGAAGCAGCAAGUGGAGAAGAUGGAGCAGGACCACGGCGUGCGCCGCAAGGAGGAGGCCAAGAGGAUCCGCCUGGAGCAGGAUCGAGACUACGCCAAGUUCCAAGAGCAACUCAAGCAGAUGAAGAAGGAGGUGAAGAAUGAGGUUGAGAAACUGCCCCGGCAGCAGCGGAAAGAGAGCAUGAGACAGAAGAUGGAAGAACACUCGCAGAAGAAGCAACUGCUUGACCGAGACUUUGUAGCCAAGCAGAAGGAGGACCUGGAGCUGGCCAUGAAGAAGCUCACCGUAGAAAACAGGCGUGAGAUCUGUGACAAGGAGCGAGAGUGCCUCAGCAAGAAGCAGGAGCUCCUCCGAGACCGUGAGGCGGCCCUGUGGGAGAUGGAGGAGCACCAGUUGCAGGAGCGGCAUCAGCUGGUGAAGCAGCAGCUUAAGGACCAGUACUUCCUGCAGCGGCAUGAACUGUUGCGCAAGCAUGAGAAGGAACGGGAACAGAUGCAGCGCUACAACCAGCGGAUGAUGGAGCAGCUGAAGGUCAGGCAGCAGCAGGAGAAGGCGCGGCUGCCCAAGAUCCAGAGGAGUGACGGCAAGACGCGCAUGGCCAUGUACAAGAAGAGCCUGCACAUCAAUGGGGCGGGCAGCGCCUCCGAGCAGCGCGAGAAGAUCAAGCAGUUCUCCCAGCAGGAGGAGAAGAGGCAGAAGGCGGAGAGGCUGCAGCAGCAGCAGAAACACGAGAACCAGAUGCGAGACAUGGUGGCCCAGUGCGAGAGCAACAUGAGCGAGCUGCAGCAGCUGCAGAAUGAAAAGUGUCACCUAUUGGUAGAGCAUGAAACCCAGAAGCUGAAGGCCCUGGAUGAGAGCCAUAACCAGAGCUUGAAGGAGUGGCGGGACAAGUUGCGGCCACGCAAGAAGGCCCUGGAAGAGGAUUUGAACCAGAAGAAGCGGGAGCAGGAAAUGUUCUUCAAAUUAAGCGAGGAGGCAGAGCCCAGACCCACCACCCCCAACAGAGCCAGCAAGUUCUUCCCCUAUAGCCCUGGGGAUGCUUCCUAA